GGCCAGCUCAGUAGUGCUUAAGGAAGGAGGAGGAGGUGGCGGUGGGGCAGUGAGCGGAGGCGAAGAUGGUGCUGCUUACCAUGAUCGCCCGCGUGGCGGACGGACUGCCGCUCGCUGCCUCCAUGCAGGAGGAUGAGCAGUCCGGCCGCGACCUCCAGCAGUACCAGAGCCAGGCGAAGCAGCUGUUCCGCAAGCUGAACGAGCAGUCCCCUACGAGGUGCACUCUGGAGGCAGGAGCCAUGGCUUUCCAUUCUUCUAGCUACAUCAUUGAGAAAGGGGUGUGUUACCUGGUCCUGUGCGAAGCUGCGUUCCCGAAGAAACUGGCCUUUGCAUAUCUGGAAGACUUGCAAUCAGAAUUUGAUGAGCAGCAUGGCAAGAAGGUGCCGACGGUUUCCAGGCCCUAUUCCUUCAUUGAAUUCGACACCUACAUCCAGAAAACCAAGAAGCUCUACAUCGACAGCCGGGCGAGGAGGAACCUGGGUUCCAUCAACACAGAGCUGCAGGAUGUGCAGAGGAUUAUGGUGGCCAACAUUGAGGAAGUCUUACAGCGAGGAGAGGCACUUUCAGCUCUGGAUUCCAAGGCCAACAACUUGUCCAGUUUGUCCAAGAAGUACCGUCAGGAUGCAAAGUACCUGAACAUGCGUUCCACUUACGCCAAACUCGCGGCUGUAGCUGUGUUUUUUAUCAUGUUGAUCGUCUAUGUGAGAUUCUGGUGGCUGUGACCUGGUUACACUGAAGAGGGAAAGCUGGUAGCCUGGCAGGUGUGUGUGUGUGCAGGACACUGUUCACUGGGGAUGUGCAUUAGAAUCCACGCAGGACCAUCACCUUUAUACAAGUGUCCUGAAAAUGUUAGGUGAUGCCUGAGUUCUACACCUCUUAGUGAAUCCUAAGUGUAAAGGCUUGUUGACUACAGGCUUUUCCCCUGAGGCAGUUUGCACUAGGGUACUGUCGAGGCUGACCUCCUGCAGUUCUGCACCUCUCCAAGCAGUGAGCUUUGGGAACAGCCAAUCAGUGCAGGUUAGCAUCAUCACAUCUUACGUCCUCCUCUUGAGUAGCUCUAGUGGGAACUGGACUCUAAUGAACAUUCCUUGUGUUGGCAAUGGUUGGGUUUUUUUUUUUUUUAGGAUCUGGAUCUGCAGGUUUUUUGUUAAUAUUUUGUUUUUUAAAGAUCAGACUCCCCUGUUUGAAGGCAAAAUACUGCUCUGUACAUAUUGUGAUAGCUUUCACCUCUGUCAGCUGUUGUUGAGUUUUCUGUGUCUGACAUCUUGGCUUGUUUCAGUUGCUUUAGGAACAAAAGGAUGGUAAAUUAUGCCUUAAAUACAUUCUGUCUAGUACUAGGAGAGGCAAUGAAAGGCUUCUAUAUUACUGAUCCCUACAGAACUAAACUACAGGUUGGUAUGUGUCUACUUUUCCUCUCCUGGCAGCUGUGUGUGACAGUAUGUUUCCAUGUGAAUAAAAACAGGGUGUGUAACUCAAGUGCUGUUGGAGCGGGCGCAGUGCAAACUAUGUCAGCAUUAUGUCUAUUUUCCCUUCUCUCUGCAGAUAAACUACGUUAUUUCCUUCCUCAAUACUCUACUUUCUUUCCAAAGUGUGUUAACUGCUAGCAUUUCACCUCUGGGAUGCUUGUUUUCUUCCUCCCUCAAUGAAAACAACCAAAAAAUAAAAGCAGAACUCUGAAUGUUGUUAUGAAGAAAAGGGGGUGUUUCCUUAAAACACUUUGCCUUUACGUGAAGGAUUCAGGAGGGUAACUUAAAGACAGUGGAAUCCUUUGGAAAUGCCACCUUCUUUUUCUCCUGCACCCACCCUCUCCCUACCUCAUUUGGGAAGCUGAAAUUGUAGGUGAAGAAGCACUCAUUGUGGGCAAUGCUGCAUAGCUGCUUCUUUCUCAUGGGCCAAUCUAUAUAGUCUCAUCGUAAUGUGAUUUUACUUUUAUUCCACCUCUGCUUAGGAGUGCUGUUUCAUCCCUCAGCUUUUUUAAUUAAAAAAACAAACAACCCCAAACCACAAAACCCUGAAGCUCAGGCCUUCCCACUCUUUUCUGCACUCAAGUGUUUGUCUCUGUAAUGUGGCAGGAAGCAGGCAGUGUCACAGAAAGAAGUUUCAGGGCUCCCCAAGUGACUUUUACAAGCACGUGUUCUUAUGUAGUUCGGGAAAUACAAAGUGGGACCUGGAAAUGUUUUCUGCCUCUGGGUAGGGAUUCAGGGAGCUGCUGUUCUGCCCAGCCUGGUGCCACGUGGGACUGGCAGGGAAGCAGUUAGCACUGUCAGUCAACCAAGUGAAUCUGAUCCGUCUCAUACUCUAGAAUUACCUGGUUUCUGCAUGAUGUCUCCAAGUGUUACUUCGUAGGUUGCUUUGUUAUUACCAUUUUUAAUCUUUACAAGGUGGUGUCACUGACGGGUGACUGUCCGGUGAUGUACAUCUGUGUGUGAUGUGGGUACUGGAAGGUGAGCUGACACUGACCGUAACUGGAUUGUUGUGACUUGAGGGAGUGACACUGCUCAGCAAGCAGUUGCCUGCUGCAGCCCGAGUGUCAGCAGUGAAAUAAAUGCUUCUGAAAAAUC
Messenger RNA from Gallus gallus (chicken), 2561 nucleotides. RefSeq names its product SEC22 homolog B, vesicle trafficking protein (gene SEC22B). The transcript has 5 exons. Gene Ontology annotation, biological process: endoplasmic reticulum to Golgi vesicle-mediated transport; vesicle fusion with Golgi apparatus; retrograde vesicle-mediated transport, Golgi to endoplasmic reticulum. Gene Ontology annotation, molecular function: SNAP receptor activity. The record is from RefSeq and is a predicted model, not a curated record. NCBI's taxonomy places the organism in Eukaryota, Metazoa, Chordata, Aves, Galliformes, Phasianidae. Gene Ontology annotation, cellular component: Golgi membrane; ER to Golgi transport vesicle membrane; endoplasmic reticulum membrane. Bases 66 to 722 code for a protein of 218 amino acids.